Molecule: messenger RNA, 2121 nt
Organism: Penicillium canescens
Lineage: Eukaryota; Fungi; Ascomycota; Eurotiomycetes; Eurotiales; Aspergillaceae
Exons: 2
Coding region: 1-2121 (706 amino acids)
Source: RefSeq, a predicted model, not a curated record
AUGCGUGGGACUUUCGUUCUUUCUCUGCUUUCGGCGCUGGGCGCCUCAGCUUCGCUCCUCAAGUCUAACCUCAAAACUAACGUCGACGUGCUGGCGCUUGACUAUUCUUUCAACCCCGUUAAGGCAUCGUACUGGACUGGAUACCCUCAUCACCGACGUACCCCAUUCGCCGUCUCGCCAGAUGGAGAAUCCGCAUACAUCGCGUACCUUGAUUCUAGUGCGACAGAUGUACACGUCCAGCAAUUGGACCCUGGCACCUUCAAAGCCACCGGAACCACCGUCACCGUUAGCGGCGGAAAGGAAGCCGGCGGUCUCGUCGCCCACAACGAUGGCUUUGCCCUCCUAACCAACGAGAUCAUGCCCUCAGGAACAACCAACGCCCCACCAAGCGACACCCCAGUCCCAGUCCUGUACCGCUACACCAGCGGCAAGCAGACCUUCAAGACCUGGCUGGGUGGACCAGAUGUGCACACCUCAGAUGGAUUUUCGGCGUCCCCGGACCUAAACGGCGACCUGGUCUACUCCGAAACAGCAGGCCUUUACGGCGCCUACUUCGUGGUAACCGACUACUCAGGCGACGCCUCAGGCCACUUCGGCGAUAGCAUCGAAUACGUCUCAACAAACGGAACCCUGGUAACCAUCGCCGGCGCCUCCAGCUCCUGGGGCUGCAGCCACAACACGGGUCUUGCUUUCGAGGCCGCGGACACAGCGCCCUUCGCUAGUAUCUGCGCCGAAGACCAGGGCGCUAUCUGGCUCAAUACCAAGACUCAGGGUAUGAGCACCGACGGCGUCAAGAUCUCGAACGAGAAUACCACCAAUGGUGCCGGUGGUGAGGCUAUGGGCGGUAUGUCUGGUAGUUACAGUGCGCUUGCGCGUUUUGCUGAGACUACGAAGUAUAUCUUUGCUUGGGUGUCGCGUGGCGCGAUGGAUGUUACUGAGAAUGCGUGGAUGGGGAGUGGAUAUACGAAUGUGCAGAACCGGACGAAUGGGCGCAAUGUUGCUAUUUCGUUGUUCUCGGAUAAGUAUACUAAGGUUGGUGACCAGGCUACCUCUGUUGUUGGUACUGAGGAUGGUGAUAGCCAGGUAAAUUGGGUGACGAGUGGAUCGAAUGAUUGCUCGAAUGCGCAUGUUGCUACCUUUGGUAGUGCCAAUGCUCUUGUUUCUUGGGAAGAGAUCUCGAAUCCUACUUGUGAUUUUAUUGCUAUGGGAUGCCGGGGUACUUUUGCUGGUACUUUCUUCCAGCAGGUUGAUUCGACUGGUGCGAAGGUUGGUGAGGCCAUUUCUAGUGAGGAUGUUUAUGUUGCUGGUGAUAUGGUGGCUAUGUCUGAUGGCCGCGUUUGCUGGCCUUAUGUUAGUAUGACUUGGGAUUUGUCGCAGGCUGUUGAUGACUCUUCUUCGUCGGGCACUAAUAAGAUUAGUGUUGCUUGUUUGAGUCUUGGGGUGGUUGAUACUUCUUCUGCUGCCACUACUGCUGCUGCCACUACUGCUGCUGCCACUACUGCUGCUGCCACUACUGCUGCUGCCACUACUGCUGCUGCCACUACUGCUGCUGCUGCCACUACUACUGCUGCUGCCACUACUGCUGCUGCUGCCACUACUGCUGCUGCUGCCACUACUGCUGCUGGUGCCACUACUGCUGCUGCUGCCACUACUGCUGCUGGUGCCACUGCUACUGCCUCCGUUGACGCCUCUUCCAACGUCGCUUCUGGCACCUCCUCUGACGACUCAGCUAGCGCCUCUAUCGAGGUCGCUUCUACUGCGGCUCCUGCUGCCCCAUCUGCUGCUGUUCCUGCCGCCUCCGGUGAUUCAUCUCGUACUUCCUCAGAUGCUUCACCCAAAGUCUCGUCAGUUGCCUCGUCCGAAGCUUCAAACGCCUCUGCUAUCGUUUCUGCUGCCGCUUCCGCUGCUCCUGUUGUCCCCGCCGCCUCUGGCAGCGCCGAUACUGGCUUUGAAGAUGCCGUCCACUCCGCCAUUCCCACUGGAAUUCCUGCAGACAAAUUAUCCGAUGAGGCUGCAUUCUCUGCCUGUGCUGGAGUUCCUAAAGCCCAUCAUGGGAAUCUCGGUCAUCACAUCCAUCACGGCCACCGCAGUCACCACACCAGCUUGCUGCCUGACUUUUAG